GUGUGUGCGUUCCACGGCUGCUGCUGAGGGUGUUGUGGUGUGUGUAUGUGUGUGCGUGUACGCGGCUGGGGAUCAUUGCGAAAGCGACCUGAUCAGACUUGUACAGUGUGUGUGAGCAACCCGACCCCGCUGCUUGCCUCUACCCAGAGCAAAAGAGAGAUGGGGACCCAACGCAUCGGGGGGAGGUGAACAGCAAAGGGGGGCCGGGGGGGAGGGGCAACAAGACAACACAUGCACAAACACAACCAGAGAUGGGACCCAUGUCUGCUGCACCUGGACCUGCUGCUGCCCAGGAAGAAACAACAAACAAGAAAAAAAGAAAUUGAAGAAAGAUUUUGGGGGAAGUGAAAAUCAUUCUUGAUCAUACUAAUAAUUUAAAAAGUCACUUCUCUGGUCCUCCCACCUGCCCCCCUCCCCAAAUAAAAAGGUCAGCAGAAGAAUUGGUCGUUGUUGCAAAGAGAUCCUAAGGAAGUCUGGGUUAAAAAAGAAACAGAAACACGCAUAUAGGGCUGGAUCGUGCACAGAGCGGCCAUCUCGGCUGGAAGCAAUUCUUUUGGGUUCGCAUCUAUGGAGUUACUUUGUAUCCACUCCUAAGAGGAGGGUGUCAUCUUCGGAUCCAGCAGGGGGGUUAUUUCCCCCCCCCCUUCGCAAUGAUACCAGAUUGAUCGUGCAAAGGGGCUUUCCUGAUCGUUUCAAUCGCUGGAGCAUCCCCCCCGCCCCCUCUCCACACUCCUUUUGUAACCUGAGGGACAGUCUCAACUCUUUGAGGACACUCUCCCGGCAAAGGCUACUUCCUACCAGUGGUUCGUGAGGCUGCUCCACGGCUGCUGAGUCCUGGUUCCUCCUCUCCAGGUCAAGAGGCUCACUCUCCGCUUCCUCUCUGGGUCUCCGUCUCAUAGUCAGAUGUUUCUUUACUCAGAUGGAAGAGAAACGACGAAAGUACUCAAUCAGCAGUGAUAACUCAGACACCACUGACAGUCAUACGACAUCAGUGUCAAGAUGCUCCAAAAUUCCAAAUACAAAAUCCAACUGGUCAAGACAGAAGGAGAAGAAGCCCUCUGAGGUUUUUCGUACCGAUCUGAUAACAGCCAUGAAAAUCCCUGACUCACAUCAGUUGAGUCCAGAUGAGUACUACAUACUUGCCGAUCCCUGGAGGCAGGAGUGGGAGAAAGGAGUCCAAGUUCCAGCGGGAGCAGAGGCGAUACCUGAACCAGUGAUUAGGAUUACGCCCCUGCUAGAGGAGUCUCCUCCACAGGUUUCCCCAAGCAGUCUGUCUGUCUCUGAGAUUUCGGAAGUCCACAGGACGUGCUCACAGGGAGUGAUCCGCUACGACCUGGAUGAGAUUGACGCUUGCUGGCUGGAGCUUGUGAACAUGGAGUUCAGGGAGAUGGAAAAGCCACAGCUGGAUGAGAUCACCUUGGAGAGAGUGCUGGAGGAGCUGGAGACGAUGUGCUACGAGAACAUGAACAUUGCCAUUGAGACGGAGGAAGGCCUGGGCAUUGAGUACGACGAGGACGUGGUAUGCGACGUGUGCCGGUCCCCAGAGGGAGAGGAUGGCAACGAGAUGGUUUUCUGUGACAAGUGCAAUGUCUGCGUGCACCAGGCUUGCUAUGGAAUCCUAAAAGUUCCCAUUGGGAACUGGCUUUGUCGAACCUGUGCCCUUGGAGUUCAGCCAAAGUGUCUACUUUGCCCGAAGAGAGGGGGAGCUUUGAAACCCACCCGGAGUGGGACAAAAUGGGUCCACGUUAGCUGUGCCUUAUGGAUCCCAGAAGUUAGCAUCGGAUGCCCAGAAAAAAUGGAACCCAUUACAAAGAUCUCGCAUAUCCCAGCAAGCAGAUGGGCUUUGUCCUGCAGUCUCUGUAAGGAGUGCACUGGAACAUGUAUUCAGUGUUCCAUGCCCGCCUGCAUCACUGCAUUCCACGUCACUUGCGCUUUUGACCACAAUCUGGACAUGCGGACUAUUUUAGCGGAGAACGAUGAAGUGAAAUUCAAAUCCUUCUGCCUUGAGCACAGCAGUGGGGCCACCAAACCUCCGGACGAGGCACGAGCAGAGGCAGACCAAGCCCAGCUGGACUUGGAAAAGGUCACGCUGCGAAAACAGAAGCUCCAGCAGUUGGAAGAGGACUUCUAUGAACUUGUAAAGCCCUCUGAGGUAGCCGAGAACCUGGACCUAACUGAGUCGCUGGUGGAUUUCGUUUAUCAGUACUGGAAGCUGAAGAGGAAAGCGAAUUGCAACAAGCCACUGCUGACACCAAAAACAGAUGAAGUGGACAACUUGGCUCAGCAAGAGCAGGAUGUGUUGUACCGACGCUUAAAGCUCUUCACACAUCUCAGGCAAGACUUAGAGAGGGUUAGAAAUCUCUGCUACAUGGUGACGAGGCGGGAGAAAAUGAAACACUCCAUUUGCAAACUUCAGGAGCAGAUCUUUCAUCUCCAGAUGCAACUGAUCAAGAAGGAUCUUUAUCCAGAACAAACUGGGAAGAGAACGAAGGGAAAGAAAAGUGACCCCAAAAGAAAAGGAAGAGAUGGUAGAAAAAGUAGUCCUGAGAAGAAAGAAAAAAGGAAACCAGGGAACGACUCAGUCUUGGGACAGCUGGGUUUGUCAACUUCCUUUCCCAUAGAUGGAACCUUCUUCAAUAGCUGGUUGGCCCAGUCAGUUCAGAUUACCACUGAGAACAUGGCAAUGAGUGAGUGGUCCUUGAACAAUGGCCACCAUGAAGACAACACUCCAGGCCUUUCAGAGGAGCUUUUACAAGAUGAAGAGACCUUGUUAAGUUUUAUGAUGGAUCAUUCCUUGAAGUCACCAUUCAAGCAUAGUGAUGCAACAAAGAAAGUUAAAAACAAAAUGAGAAUGAACACUAAGAAAAAACUGUCAAGAAAUGACUUGAACACAAUCUUCAAGAGUCACCAAGAGGAGGAUUCAAAUCAGUGGACUAACAACACAAAUAACUUAUCAGAUGAUACCACAGAGCCCUUCACCCAUGAUGCAAGACCUAGCAAAUCAGAGAAAGGAAUGGCGAAACUUCACAUGGACCGCAAAGGGGCCAGUGAAAUAAAAAAGACAGCUAAGAAGGGAUCUUCACAUCCUGUUCUAGAAGCAAAUGGUUCUCAUGCCUCAUUGUGUCUGAGAAGCUCCUUAAGCAAUGAGGAGGAGACAGUGAAUUGUACUCAGUGUGAGUCCAGUUCUCUGACUAAAGUGCCUGACUCGGUAGGUAGUCCGAAAACGGUAGUGAGGUUCAAAUUACCAAAGGAAAGCAGAGGGACUAGGAGGUCACAGAUCCAGAAGCCUGACACUGUUAACGGGCCUCCAGUCAGUGAAAAGGCAAAGGUCAUCUUGCAUCAUUUUGACAAUGAGACUGAUGGCUACUUUUCUGAUGCAGAAAUGAGCGACUCCGACAUGGAAUCCGGAAGUGGCAGAGUGCAACAUAACCAAUUAGAUUCAGGAAAUGAGGAUAUUGUCAGAAUGAGUAUUUUGGCAUCGUAACUCCACCAGAUUUACCAACUGUGACAAUUCUAUGAAGCCUAAACCCAGUAACAACUGCCAUGUUCAAUUUUUGCCUGGUAUCAUAACAAAGGGUUUUUUUAAUUUGUAUAUAUAGUUUAAAAUUCAGCACUGUUGUCUUUCUCUUCUCUAUAUGCCUGAGAUACAGCGUAACCAUCACCAACAUAGAUUACUGUAACAAUAGUUGUCCCUUCUUAGUUAACUUGCAUAUCCCAAUUAAAAGAAAUGCAAGCGUGCAUAUUAAGGUACUUGUGCUUGCAGGCAAUGAGCAAGACUUCCUAGAUUCUUAAUAAAGAAGUUUAAUUUGGCCAGUAUCCGUUGUUUCUGCAGGGAUGAUAGUUUUAUGGGCAUUAUUUAAAGACAGAUUUUAUGCUCUGCCUGGGAUUUUCGCCCUGUAUGUCAGGGUAUUGGGGUACUAUGAGAACCACCUACACACACAACUUACUGAAAAAGUCACUAUCUGUCCGUAUGUGCGCACGCACACAAGGAAGUAAAAUAAGCGUUACUAAAACAAAAAAAUUUAAAAAAAAAAAAGCACAAAGAGCUUAUUUGAAGACAGCACUUAUGAGUGGAGGAAAACAACAUUCUAUUUAUAUUUUAUUAAAUCCUUUGUUUUUUCUCACCUUCCAGUUUGAUCAGAAUCCGUCCCAGGGCCAAGAACCAAGAUUUAGCCCUGCCACUACAUCUGUCAGAGAUAGUCGGCAGCACUGUAAACAGUCAUCAAAGGCUUUCAAUAGAUAGAAGAGAUGCAUAUCUGUGUUAGAGCUGCAGCGCUAUCUACAAAUAUUCCUCCUGAUUAGCUCUGGGUAUUUAUUGAUGUAAUGUAAACCUUGGAGGUCCUUUGAAUCCUUUAAGGUUAUUUGAAAAUUUUAAGUGAUUUACUCAGGUUAAUUCAUUAGCCUUUACCAAAACAUUUAGGCCAAAAUGGAGCAGGAUGGAGAGGGGGAAAAUGUCUUCAAAAACAGGAGGGUUGUAAAAUAUCAGAUCAGUUUAUCAAAAGAGCUGAUGCCAGCACUUCAUCUUUAAUGGUUGAAAUUACAUUCAGCUGUGCUGGGAGCUGUACAUUCGAGCCCUGUGUGGGACUAUUUUUAAUUCUGGUUCCAUCCUGCCCUGCAACACCCACUCCCACUUGCUUCUGCUAUUAUGGCAGUGGGACCCUCGAGAUCCGAGUCCCACUGCAAGGUUCAGUACUAGUCCCGCGCAGGGCUCUAUUGUACAUGUAAACUCACCAUGCACAAGAGUGGACAAUUGGCCCUCAGUCUAAAUGCAAUGUCAUUUCCAGGAAAAUAAAUGAUUUGCCUUUAUCAUUUUUUUGUUCUACUAAAUACUGUAACUAAAACAAUAAAUGUAUCCCUCUCCAUCCUUUUUUUUAUUCUUUGAAUCCUAGUUACAAGCUGUUGACUUGAUGUAGGAGGGUGAUUCACAAAAGCUGACAUUAUAAAUAUUAUAAUAAUUUAAUGCAUAAAAUGUCCCCUAUAAGCCUUAAAUGUUGUUUAAAAGCCCAUGUUACCUGUGAGUCAGGCGAAUUUCCAUGUUUGCACUUGAAUGAACCAUUAUUUCAGUUUUGGCUUCAAAGGUCACAGUUAAAUCGUACUACAUGUUUUAUUGGAGUGACCCCAGUGUGAGCUCAGGGAACAAAAAACAAACAAACAAAAAAGGAAUUCACUGAAACUUUUUUCUGUUGUUUUUUAAAAAUAAAAACCUGGGACACUUCUGCAACUGGUAAAACCCAUCACUUUAAACAAAAAAACAGAUGAAUCAGUCAAAUAAUUUUGUGUAUGCCAAAGAAUAUUUUGACUGUAAAGCAGCACAGCCAGAAACCGGAAACAUGUCAUUUGGAAAAAUUGGAAGUUAUUUAGCAACAAAGGACUAGAGACACAUUCAUGACACAAAACUGAGGUAUUUAGCUUCCAAGCUUGCUGACGGGGAUGCUUCUGUCACUGAGGCUGCAUCCUGCUGUUUUGAUUUCUGAUGCUUUUUACUCAUUUGACUCUGAGCUUUCUUUAAAUUCUGUGACUCCGAAAAUUGACUAUCUUGGUGUUUUUAAAUCUUCAAAAGUCCUUAUCAAAUUAUUAUCAGAUUGCAGUGAAAUUAAUUAGAUUGGCUAAUUCCAAAAAAUCAACUCUAAAACCAAAUGUAUCUGGGUGUUUUCCUCAUUUGAUAAAUUUUAUAGAAAUUAUUAUCAAAAAAGAAGAGAAAAAAAGGAACCACCUGAAAACUUUGUUAUAAAUUAGCAUAAUCCUCUGAGGUUGGAAACUAAAGUCUGCUCAUUAAUUAAGGCUCAGAAUGUUCAGAUAAUGUUAAAUACAGUAAAUAGGACUUAGUUUAUCUUAUCAGGCUUGCUAGCUUUAGCUACCGUAUCCUAGUAUAAGAGUCAUAACAAUAAUCAAUAUGCUGCCUUUUAAUGAAUCUUGCUUCCGUGUGCUUCACUUCAACUAUGGUAAAAAAAAAAAAACAGACACAAAUCUCACUGUACACAGCUUCACUCAUUAGCUUCUGCAUUCCUUGCUUGCUCAGUACAGGAGAGCAAAAUGGGAUAGACUUUAAAGAACAACCAAAUGAAAGUGGCACCAUAUUUCUGUUGAUUCCGAUGCAGCACUGUGAUACACUCCAUUGUUACUGUGAUCAGGAAGUAGUUCAAAACCAAAAAAAAAAAAGUUCAAAACAGCCACAAGACUCUAGGCAUUGUGAUUUGUGAUCAGGGAAUAAAAUUGCACACAUAAGGGCCAAAUUUGGCCUGUUUGUAUGUAAAAUAAGAACAAGAGAAUGAGAGGAAACUAACAGAGAAGAGCUUGUCAGAAUAACUGGGAGAGAAGAAUCCAGAAGAGUAUUACCAGGCAGUGGCAGAACAUGUCUGGUGUACACACUCUAGUAGAGCACUCGGUACUGUAUGUAGAUGCUGAAUCCAUUGUCUUUUGGCUUGAGUUAACUUUUGAUAUUUUGUAUAAUUGCUGUGGGAUUUAUUUGAGUGGAUUCUUCGAUUUAUUAGAACCAGUAAUAAUAAUCCCUAGAGUGUCCUGGUUUAACAGAAGAGCCCUAGAGUUAAUUUGAGGGCUAAGGCAUGUUCCCAGCUGCACCCAUACUGCCCCAUUGAUGUCCAUGUACAGGUGCCCAUACAGUAUUCUACUCCAUACAUUUAGUGGGGGCCACACUAAAAUAGACUUACAGAGGCUGUUUUGCUCAAAAUGUCUAGGAAAUCUCCAGACCUCCACUGGCCGCCUGUUACUUCCCAGGUCAUGAGAAUUGACAGCAGGCUGGCUGGCUAACAAGGAAAGAGGUUAUCAGGGAAGAGGUGGUGGCUUCCAGCAGGGGAAAGGUAGGACAGAGAUGUUCACUGUGGGCAGGAGGCCAGAUCUAACCCCACCUCCAAUCAGGACCAAGGCCAUUUCACAGCCAUUCCAGUGGCCCCACGAAAGCCCUGGAAACUUAGCUACUAUAUUCAGUCAUUAGACACCUGGUUCCUAAGAAACACUCCACACGCCCUUUGUUCCUAUGCCACCUACUUAUUUCAUAACAGAAAUGUUAAUAAUUAAGGAAAGAAAAAUGUACAAGGAAAAUAUUUUUGAUGUUUUGUAAAUGUAUUUUGAAAUGAUUAGAAAGAAAAAAAUAUAAUGGUUUAUUUUAUUAAACAAAUGUCUUUAAGAUGAUAUAUAACUGCAGGAGUUGAUAUUUGCACUGUAAAAGGGACAUGUUUCCUUUGAAAAGCACCACCACACUUGUGGGUUAAUGUGAUGAUGCACGUAGGCUCUGAUCAACGCUCAUUUCUAAUUCAUAGAGAACAACCCAAAUUAGAGUUAAAGCAUUGGUGCCCGGUGGCGUUUCCUGAAGACAAUUCUGAGUUCCCACAUUCAUUUUUCACCCCAUAUAAUUUUGCUCUUCUGGAUAAGCUGUAUUUGGGAUAUUUUGCACCUUUAUUUAUUUUUAUUUUUAAAUGUCUAAUAUUUGGAUGAUACUUUCCCUCAAAGCACAAUAGAGAAUUAGCCAUUUCAACACAAGGGCGAGAGAACAGAUUUCUCUCACUUUUUGUAUUGUUAAUAUUUUCAUGAACUCAUCCUUGUGUUAUCCACAUCAGCCUAAGGACUGGCAACUCGUCAUAAAGGAGCUUCUCUGUCUAUUGCCAGGGCAGUGUGUUAAUUUUGGUUGUUCUUUAAGGAAAUUCCCAUGUACUUUGCUCCAUUCCACACACGAAACAGACCCGCUUCACAUCAGUUACAGGAAACGAUAUGAAUGUCGCGGGAGGAGAAAUCCUUCUGUUUUCUUUGUUUCAAAGAACGUGAUGUGCCAUUUGUUAAUAUAAAAGAGAAAUAUUGAAAUAUAUUGAAAAGAGCAAUUUUAAAUUAUUUUUGGCUUAUGUUGCAAUAUUUAUUUUCUCGUAUUAGAAAUUCCUUUGUAGAGAAAAAAUGUAUUUUUCAUUAAUGCAAAAACCUAUUUCUCCUUUUUGUACAUUUUCCAUGUUAGUUAAUCCUUAAAGCAAUAUAAUGUAUCAAAUUUGUUCCGUGUGAGACUGUAUUAUGCAUGCUGUUUGUGUUGCCUUGCAAUAGCUCUGUCUGCCAUUCUUUUCAUCAUGUUUAGAUUUAGUGUAUGCUUUAAUACACAUUGGGACCAUGGCCCAUUGCUUAUGAAGAAAACUUUGCAUUCCUCAAUGUGUUGGCAAAUGCAGUCAAUAAAGCAGUGUUUUAUGUGUA
Messenger RNA from Gopherus evgoodei (Goodes thornscrub tortoise), 8187 nucleotides. It is a transcript of the gene JADE2, whose product is annotated as jade family PHD finger 2. Gene Ontology annotation, cellular component: histone acetyltransferase complex. Lineage: Eukaryota; Metazoa; Chordata; Testudines; Testudinidae. The transcript has 13 exons. Bases 920 to 3484 code for a protein of 854 amino acids. Gene Ontology annotation, biological process: regulation of transcription by RNA polymerase II. The record is from RefSeq and is a predicted model, not a curated record.